UGAAUUUCGUCUCCGCUUUUUUGGUGAUAGAUCGAUAGCUGUAAACAUAUAUACAUUCAAAAUGCACAAAAGUGAAUUGAAGUGAAUCGAAUAAAAUGUGCUAGCGCGACAAUGUGCGGUGUCCCUGUGGCUGUGUGUUCUAUGUUCGGUCGAGUGACCCGGUGAAGAUGGACACGGUCAGAUGAUCGAGGAGUCAGCCGCGCAAACCACGCAAGCGGCUUAUAGGGCGCAUCAUGCAGGUGUUCGGUGAAUGGGCGCAAGUUGAGGUGGUGGAACUAGUGAACGAUGGAUCGGGUCUCGCAUUCGGUAUCGUCGGCGGUCGAUCCUCUGGCGUCGUCGUCAAGAGCGUGCUACCUGGAGGUGUGGCUGACAGGGAUGGCCGCUUACGCAGCGGCGAUAUGCUGCUCCGUAUUGGCGCGGUGUGCGUCGUCGGGAUGUGCGCUCGGCAAGCCGCAGCCGUGCUCCGGCAGUGCGGGGCCUGUGUGCGGUUGUUGGUUGCGCGGCCUGCACACAGUAACACAUUGCAACCGACAUUACAAUCCCUCGGUGCGUCUCAGGCACCAAUUGUACCGUCACGGCUACUAGCUGACCCCAUAGAGCUGGAACGGGGCUUGGCUGAGGCGGGGCAUGAUGGGUUUGGGGCUCUAUCCGAAGACACGACUCCUCCGUCACCACCACCCACGAUCAUUGAGGAGAGAUUGCAUCAUCGGCCUGUAGCAUCAAUCGUGGCAGUCGUACCAAGAGGAGCACUUGCGCCGUCACCUCGUCCACCACCACUUAUAAUUACUUCGGAACCCCAGCCACCACCUGUUAGGUUACCGUUAGACAUGGCGGUGCGAGGCACGGGAGAACCAGAGACUCUAAGUUACGAAGUAGAUCUUAAUAAGGACUCUGCUCUUGGUCUUGGCAUCACCGUGGCUGGAUACGUCUGCGAGCAAGAGGAGUUAAGCGGUAUAUUCGUGAAAAGCAUCAGCGCCGGCAGCUCCGCGGACUUGUGUGGCAAGAUCCAAGUAAACGACAGAAUUGUUGAGGUGGACGGCGUGUCCCUACAUGGCGUUACAAAUCACAGGGCGGUUGCCUUGUUACGUGAUGCCAGAGGGCCUGUCGUGAGGUUAAAAGCUUUAAGAUACCUUCGAGGGGCGGGGUUUGAGAGACUUCAAAAGGCAUUAGCGGCUCAGGAUGGUAGAAGAUCACCGAUAGCUCCACCCAGUCCUUCCGUCACUUCGCUCGCCAAAUAUAGUUUUAGUGUGUACGACGAAUCAACAGUAAUAGAAGCAGAACCGGAGUCAGAGAUACAACCACACUUACCAUCUCCCACCUCUCCCUCUGACGAAGCAGAGAUAGUUAUCGGACGAGAUGACGAUAUCUCGGAACGCGAGAUAAGAAGAAUACAAGAUAAGUGGCGGGACAUCUUGCAAGAAGAACCUGACUGGCCUGGUCACCAAUAUCAAUACGAUAUCAUUGUCGGCACAAUAAUGAAGGAAAAGGACAAUGGUCUAGGGAUAUCCCUCGAAGGUACGGUGAGAGUGGUCGCGGGAAAAGAAGUGCAAGCAAGACACUACAUCAGAGCUAUCGCACCGAAUGGCCCUAUCGCUAAAUUGGGCAUUUAUAAAGUUGGAGAUGAACUAUUAGAGGUAAACGGGUGGCGAGUACUAGGAGCACAUCACGUCGAAGUGGUGACGCGACUACGCGCAGUGAAGUCGCCCGUAUUGCUCGUGGUCGUGCGCAAGCGGAGCGACGCGCACAACAGGCCUGAUCAUAGCUUUGCGAGGAGUGGUAUCAUAGGCGGUAGUCUACAAGACUUGCUGGCCCCACCGCAACGUCUCAUCAAAGCUAAGUCAGAGAGUUCUGUUGCAUCUCUGUGCAGUGCAACCACGGUCAUGUCAGCGGGCCAUGAUCAUGAUGAAUUCUGCUCCGACGAUCUUGAACGCAACAGGUCUAGAUCCCUAGAGCCUCUGAGUGGGCUGGCGAUGUGGAGCGACCAGGUGGAGUACAUCCAGUUGCAGAAAGAAGACAGGGGUCUCGGAUUUUCUAUACUGGACUACUUGGAUCCGUCGGAGCCCGGUAGUUCGGUGAUCGUGGUGCGCUCGGUGGUGUGCGGCGGCGCGGCGGCGGCGGACGGCCGGCUCGCGCCCGGCGACCGUCUCGUGUCCGUCAACGGCCGGGACGUGGCGCGCUGCAAGCUCGCCGUCGCCGUCGACGCCAUCAAAAGCGCGCCCAGAGGUAUCGUCACUAUUGGGGUAGCUAAACCACUACCUUGCAGCACCGUGGUUGGGGGAGAAAGGGCGAACGGACACAGCGUACAAAGCAGUCAGGAAUGCAUAAAUUCAUUGGCGUCUGAUGAUCAUACGGGAAUGGAUUCUUUUCACGAAUGUUUGCAAGAAUACGGAGAAGGUUUGGAAGUAGUACAAAUUUGCUUAGAGCCUGAAGAGUCGUCUAUAAAGGAUGAAGAGUUGUCUGCCUUGGCUGAUAUAAGCUAUGAUGAUUACAAAAAAGUCGAUUCUUUAAAUGAUAAUAGCAAGUUUAUUUCUCUUGGAAAUAAUGACACUGAAAAGGUUAAUGGUAUAACUGAACUUAAAUCUUCAAAGUCAGACGAUUCUUUGGACGAACAAGAAGACGAUUUGACAAUAACGGAAGAUGACGUCCUUGUUGCUCCUAGAGAAUUAACCAUAAGAAGUAAGUCAGCAGAUAGAAAGGGCACGGAAAGCGACAGAUGUCUAUCAAAACAACAAAGUAAAGAUUUGUCAACGUCAGACGAAAUGGUGUUUGCCGUUACGCCAACUGGCUUAGAGAGAAUAAGCUUCGAAAAAUAUUGGAAGGAGUGUGAUAUCAAUAAAGACAAAUUAAAGAAUGACGAAAGUUGGAAAGAAUCCAUAAAUUCACCUACCGAUGAAACCGCGAGUUUUUAUGACGCAACCACAAGAAUUUCCGUCCAGGAACAUAACAAUUCUCUAUUAUAUAUUGACCAUGAAAUUGACGGUUACGAAACAUGUCUAGAUGACGACUCAUCGUCUGUAAAGUGCUCGAAAAAAAACGGUCAUAAAAUUAACGGCGAUAGUGAGAUCAAAGAGUUAGGUAAACACGAUAAAAUAGUUAUUAGAAACAAAGACAACGAUGCUUGUGCCAAAACUAUUAAAGAUCAGAACACUGCCAAUACCGUUGACGAAGUGUCGUCUUAUGGCCACCCAUACAUAGAAGAGCAUAUAAUUAAGCAAAUGAAAUCAUUGAGAAUAGAACCUUUGAAUGUAAACAUAGGAACCAAGAAAUUGAAGAAAAAAAGUCCAACGAAACCGUCCAAGAAGGAACGUCGUUGCAUCGAAUACUAUAACGACCAAGCUGAAUGUUUACAAGAGAUACGCCAAAAGAAGCUUGAAGAAGAAGAAGAAGAACAUAAAAAUAAAGAGCAGCAGAGAAUUUUAGAUACUAGUCUAAUUAAGAUGGAGAAGAAAAUGCUAUCAAAGCAGCAAUUGAGUGAGGACUCGAUGGAUGCUGAACCAAAUUUUGUACCAGGCUGCCAUAAAUGUUUUCUCGAAAGCUAUGCCUAUGAAAUAACUAAAGCAUAUAUAGCCGAAGCUACGGCUUGUAAAUAUUGUGAUGUAAUUAGGGAUAUGUUAGAGGUACCUACAGUUUUAUCGAGUAGAAGAAGAUCAGCACCAGCCUUAGUAAAUUUAGAUAGCCCUGGAUCUGAUACGGAAGAUGAGGAUCUGUUGGCUGUUCCUGUUGUAAAAGAUAGAAGAAAAUCUACUGGCCCGUUGAAAUUUCCAGUACCUGCUAGAAGAACUAGUCACGUGUCCCCAACAAUGACGGUAACAGUGUCAUCCGGUCGGCGUGAUGGCGGCUCCAGUCAACGAUGGGGACCACCACGUAGAGUUACCCUCAGAAGACGACCUGGUGCACCGUUAGGAGUCAGCAUCGUCGGUGGAAAGGUGGAUAUCAUUGCUAACCAAAAUGGCCAAAAUGGAGACGAAAAGGCGAUAUUCGGUAUCUUCAUCAAAAACGUCGUACCUAAUAGUCCAGCGGCACUCAGUGGGGAAUUGCAGACUGGUGACAGAAUCCUUGAAGUGGACGGGGUAUGCGUCAGAACGGCACAACAUGAAAGAGCUGUCGAAUUGAUCAAAGCUGCACGAGAUAUAGUCACGUUGACUGUCCAGAGCUUAAUAACUUGGAAUACGGAUUCAUCAGACGUAGAGGCGUCACCUCCAGCCGUAUCACCUCCGCGACCAAGUAUUAAGAAGACGCCCGCGCCAAAACCUCCAAAACAUGAUAUAAAGAUAACGGUAACCGAGCCAGACGUAGAAAAGGAAACGGUAAAAGCAGAGCAGAACGGAAAACCAGAAGAAAAGCCAGUACAGAAUGGUGAGGCAAAACCUUCUAAGCCAGUGUAUUCAGAUUCUGAUAGCAGUGACGAAGAGGAUGAAAGAGAAUUACAAGGAAGAACUUAUUCAGAUAAGGGAGUUGAGAUCGACCGUGCUUCUGCAGGUGCCAUUAAGCGUAGCAGAGAAGAGAAGGAAGCUGACCCUGAAGAAGAAGACGACUUCGGCUAUACAACAAAUAAAAUCAAGAAGAAAUAUGCAUCCCUCGGCGACAGUGUUGUGGUUGUCAAGUUGGAAAGGACCCCGAAAGCUGGACUCGGUCUCAGCCUCGCGGGUCACAGAGACAGGAGUCGCAUGGCUGUGUUCAUAUGCGGUAUGCACCCGGCCGGAGCUGCUGCGAAGUCGUCACCACCUAUCAAAGUUGGUGAUGAGAUCUUGGAGGUGAACGGCAUAGUACUGCACGGAAGGUGCCAUCUUAAUGCGUCCGCUAUCAUCAAGGGUCUUGUAGGACCUGUCUUCAAAAUCAUCUUAUUGAGACGGAAGGCGGCAUUGGAAGAUGUGGCUGUUAAACCUAUUACACAGUUCCCUGUCGGUCUCGACGAAGAGGCGGACGACCGAUUCGCUGGCUACAAAGGCGUACGAGACAUCACUAUAAAAAAGGGUCCUUCUGGGUUGGGCAUAAUGAUAAUAGAAGGAAGACACACAGAAGCUGGUCGUGGUAUCUUCGUUUCCGACCUCCAAGAAGGUAGCGCUGCAGAACAGGCUGGAUUGAAUAUAGGAGACAUGAUUCUAGCUGUGAAUAGAGAUUCACUUCUUAGUUGCAGUUAUGAUGCCGCAGCUGCCAAAUUGAAACAAACCGAAGGUGUAGUUAUAUUGACAGUAUGUAGUCCAAAUAUGAAAGACCCCUCUGAUAAGACUGAUGAGUCGGCGUCAGGUGCUUCAGGUAAUAAAACGGAUCCAUCUCGCCCGACAACACCAAAGCCAGCGCCUUCGCCGGCCAAACCGGAGCCCCCAGCAGAUCCAGCAACAGCACCGAUAAAAUCUAAUCAAGAUACAGUAAUAGAAAUUAAUACUAACAACGAAGUCCUCGGUAUAUCCUUACUCGGAGGAAGUGAUACUCUUAUUAAUGGUCCAGCAGCGGUUAUAUUGGAAGUAUACAAGAAUGGAGCGAUAGCGAAGGACGGCAGAUUAAAAGUAGGCGAUCAGAUCAGAGACUGCAACAGUCUCGCUAUAAAUAAAGAUAUGACGUACGAGAGGAUCUGUUUGUCGAUCAAGCUUAAAGUGCCCAAGAUGAAAAUGACAGUCUACCGUCCCGACCCUCUCCAGUACGAAGAGGUGGAAGUGGAGUUAACUAAGAAAUCUGGUCGACCCUUAGGCCUAAACUGCGUCGCUCCGUUAGAGGGCACGGGAGUUUAUUUAGGAGAAUUGCUUCCAGGCUCUCCAGCUGAAGUGGACGGUAAGCUGCAAAGAGGAGACUUCUUGGUAGCAGUCGAUGGUAAAGAUGUAUCCACAGCUGAAUCCAUAGCCGUAGCCGCCAUAUUAAAAUUAUGUAACAACAAGACCACCAUUAAAGUUAAGCGAUUCAAAAUAGUCCCUAGGUAAUUGUGAUAAGGUGCAGUUUGGAAUAAAUAGCUCGGGGGUUAACUACGUUGAAGGAAGUUGGGGCUUAUUGCAUUGUUAUAGAGAUCGACUCGCAAUGACUAAGAUUAUAUUGUAAUAAAGAAAUUUCUAUCAAUUCUAUGGAGGUUUUAGUUUUAAUUGUUUUAUUUUAUUUAUCAGUCACACGAAUAUCGUCUUUAUUAUAACGUGAUAGGAAUCAAAUUAGAUUUUAAAUUUCAGAUAUAAGGUUGCAUAACAUGUUUAGAAGUUAAUAGUCCUCGAAGAUUUUAAUUGUUUUUUUUUUUUUGUUAUUAUCAAAUAUCUUUCUUAAUAAUAAUAAAAAAUAGCGUCACUUUAUUAAUGAUGUCACGAUUAAUAAUAAUGUAUGGGUCUAAAGCCACGUCAACUUUUUAUGAUGAAGUAAAUGUUUGUUUAAUCAAAUAUAUUUUUUUUAAUUUUUCACAUUAAAAAUAAUGCGUAACGAUAUUUUAUUAUUGACUUCGUUUUAAACAGCGUAUUAUUAAAUAUGGGAAUUUAAGAUGGGGCGGCUAUAUGACAUUUCAGAAAAAUGUUCUUAAACUCUGUAAAUGAAAAAAGUACAAUCAACAAAAACAAUAAACUGGAUAAUAUUACUUUUUAACAUUGCCGUAGAGAAAAUCAACUCAAAAAAAAUAAUUAAUCAUUAAAUAUAAUCGUAGUUUGAUGCAUUAGACUGACGUUCAGGUUGUCCUCUAAAUAUAAAGACGAUUUUUUUUUUGCUUUGUGAUGGUUUUCAAAUAUCGAAUUUUAAAAUUACAGACAAAUACAGUCGUUGUUCUCACAAUGAAGCCAUUUUUUUAAUUUCUUAAAUUGCCCAUAUUGUUCUUUGAAAUCUGAAUUUGUUUAGUUUCAUAACAACGUGGAACAUUUUUCUAAUUAGAUUUGCAAGAAUAUCAUCAUUAAUAAUCUUAUGAUUAAUAUCUUGUCCAGUGAAAGAAUAUCAUUGCUCGCUGAAAUAUAUUCGGUUUGCUAAUUUUCAUUGUUUUGCCCGUCUUAAAUUAACAUAUUUUAUUGUUUCCGGAUCGUGAAGUGACUAGACAAUAAGAUAUUUGAAUAACUAACAUAAAUUAAUAUUAAUAACAUUUG
Messenger RNA from Vanessa atalanta (red admiral), 7037 nucleotides. RefSeq lists its product as uncharacterized. The transcript has 36 exons. Gene Ontology annotation, molecular function: protein binding. NCBI's taxonomy places the organism in Eukaryota, Metazoa, Arthropoda, Insecta, Lepidoptera, Nymphalidae. The record is from RefSeq and is a predicted model, not a curated record. Bases 234 to 5915 code for a protein of 1893 amino acids.